Molecule: messenger RNA, 2551 nt
Organism: Xenopus laevis (African clawed frog)
Lineage: Eukaryota; Metazoa; Chordata; Amphibia; Anura; Pipidae
Gene: cfap52.L
Product: cilia and flagella associated protein 52 L homeolog
Cellular component (GO): axoneme
Source: RefSeq, marked provisional
GAGAAGCAGAGAGCAGUGAUGGCUGGACAGGGAGAGGAGAACCGGCUGGAGUUGCAGGGGAUCAUCGGGUUUAACGGACAUGUUCCGUCUGGCCUGCUCAGUCACCCUGAUAGAGAGCAUCUGAUAUACCCCCUGGGGUGCACUAUCAUCAUCGAAAACCUCAACACCCGCAAGCAGCAGUUCCUUCAGGGUCACACCAAUAAUGUGUCCUGUUUGGCCGUGUCCAGGAGCGGCCGAUACCUGGCGUCUGGUCAGGUCACCUACAUGGGAUUUAAGGCAGACAUUCUCCUCUGGGAUUACAGCAGACGCGAGGUCUGUGCCAAACUAACACUGCACAAGGUCAAGGUGGAGGCUUUGGCCUUUUCUCCUAAUGACCUGUACCUGGUGUCCCUGGGAGGCCAAGAUGAUGGAAGUGUCGUGGUGUGGAACGUGGCAAAGCGAGAAGCCAUUUGUGGCAGUCCUGCUUCUUCCCUUAGCUCCGGACAUGCCUCCACCGUCAUCUUUGCUCACAAUAGUGAUGAGAUCUUCAUGACUGGAGGGAAUGGGACACUUCGUGUCUGGGAUCUGGAUCUGCCCAACAGGAAGAUGAGGCCUACUGAGUGCCAGUUGGGCCAGAUGAAAAGAGUGGUGACUUGCCUGCAGGUGGCAGAGGAUGACAGCUGCUUCUACUGUGGCACCACUACAGGGGACAUCCUUAAAAUCAACACCAAGAACAAGCUGCUGAACAGUUGUGCUCCGCAGAAGGGCAAGUUCAGCCUGGGUGUGACGGCUCUGACCCUGCUAAAGACUGGUGAACUGCUUGUCGGUUCUGGGGAUGGAAAGUUGGCUCUCUGCAAAGGUCCAAACUACAAAGCAGCCAAGACUGUCCAGCUCCAGGGCUCCGUCAAUUCAAUCUCACUCCGAGGCCAAGGCCACCAGUUUUUCGUGGGCACAGGAGGGGCACAGAUAUACAGAUUUAACUACCCAGAAUUCAAAGAGGAGCUCAUCACCACUUGUCACAGUGAGGCCAUCAAUGACAUCACCUUUCCCUUUGGCACCUCCGAACUCUUCGCCACCUGCUCCAAGAAUGACAUUCGAGUCUGGCACACAACUACCCACAAGGAGCUGCUCCGGGUCACCGUGCCAAACAUGACUUGCCUCGCCAUUGACUUCACAAGAGAUGGGAAAAGCAUCAUAUCAGCUUGGAAUGAUGGCAGGAUCCGGGCUUUUAUGCCAGAAAGUGGACGGUUGAUAUACUGUAUAGAGAAUGCCCACAGCAUGGGAGUGACAGCCAUUGCUGCAACCAGUGACUGCAAGAGGAUAGUGAGUGGAGGAGGAGAGGGGCAGGUUCGGAUCUGGGAGAUUGGCAAAGAGACUCAGCGACUGGUGCAGUCCAUGAAGGAACACAAGUCUUCUGUCACCUGCAUCAAGUUAAAAGGAAAUAAUCGGGAGUGUCUCACAGCCAGCUCUGAUGGCACCUGUAUUAUCUGGGACAUUGUUCGCUUUACACGAAUCCAGAUGGUCUUGUCCAACACGCUGUUCCGAUGUGUGUGUUAUCACCCCGAGGAAUUCCAGUUUGUCACCAGCGGCACUGACAGGAAGAUUGGAUACUGGGAAGUGUUUGACGGCUCAGCCAUCAGGGAACUGGAAGGGUCCAUGUCUGGGGCCAUUAAUGGGAUGGAUAUAUGUGAUGAAGGCUCACAUUUUGUCACAGGUGGAGACGACAAGCUGGUGAAAGUUUGGGAAUACAACGAGGGCGAAGUGACCCACAUGGGCAUCGGGCACAGCGGAAACAUCACUCGGCUGAAAAUCUGUCCCAUUUCCAAAUAUAUCAUUAGUGUAAGCACAGAUGGGGCCAUACUGCGCUGGGAAUACCCCUACAAGCUCAGAUAAUUCUUGCCCUGUGCAAUGCCUCUUUGGGUGGGGGAUGGUGUGUGGUUACAAAUCUACUCCUCUUUAACACUGACUUUGGCAUCUCAGCUUCUACAAGUCGAACUGAGCACAGAAAUAUGGACUGAACCCCCAGUGCUGAAACAGAGGCUGCUGCAAGGCUAUAAAUAGCAGCUCUGCAGCAGACACGGAGUGCCCCGUCUCAUACUCACCCCAUGUUGUUGUGCUGAUGCUGUUUUAUUUGGGGGAAAAAAGCUGACACUGAAUAAACAAGUUGAAUGUUGUGGUCAGUUAGAAAUAAUAAACCACCUCAUCCUGUAGCCUGCAGACCCUCAGGACAAAGGAGACAUUAGUCUCUGGUGCAUUCUGAAGUUUAGUCACUAGAUGGCAGCUGUAUGCUGUUAAAUGAAAGCACAUUGUUGUGCCUGGAUUUAUGUAAUAAGGAGACACAAAGUUUGCCCAGAUGCAACCAAUCAGCAGGUAGCAUUUAUUAGCAACUAUCUUAUUGGUUGCUAUGGGUGACUGCACCUGGGCAAACUGUGUGCCUUUUAUUACAAAUUGGGGGGUUAUUAUAUAUUUUACACAGAGAUGUAACACUAGCCUCCUACCAGAGAUGCAUUAUUUACUGCCCACCCCUGGCUCCUGUUGUACUCUAACAAAAUAAACAAUUGAUUUGCAGAUA